Oldenlandia corymbosa var. corymbosa is the source of this 384-nucleotide messenger RNA. The record is from the annotation of a GenBank genome assembly. Lineage: Eukaryota; Viridiplantae; Streptophyta; Magnoliopsida; Gentianales; Rubiaceae.
AUGGAUAUGGCGAGUGCCGCUGCGAAUGAAAUCUCAUCCUCCAAUAGUAAUACCAACAAUUCCAAGAAAAGAUGUCAAAAGCGCCUCUUUCGCGACCCCCGCUACGGAUUAGUGUAUGAUGCUUGGAAAGACCCAUCUGAAGAAGCUUUAUCCGGUGGCCGUGGAAUGUUUUGCAUUGUGCCCCUUGCGGAUACGUUGAUUAAAUCUGCUUCCCACACGAUCAACCACCUAGCGUGUUCAACUGUGGAAGCUCUUAAGAAGCCAGACUUGCUUAAACCUGAGGCAUUGCAAGCAAACAUAAAUAGUCAACUGCAAAGGGUUGCAUCUUCUGUUAAGAAACCACAGUUUGAUUUUGCUAUGCUGAUGAGAGCCAGCCAGCGUUAA